This is a messenger RNA of Lepus europaeus (European hare), 3240 nucleotides long. RefSeq names its product desmoglein 4 (gene DSG4). The record is from RefSeq and is a predicted model, not a curated record. Gene Ontology annotation, molecular function: calcium ion binding. Lineage: Eukaryota; Metazoa; Chordata; Mammalia; Lagomorpha; Leporidae. Gene Ontology annotation, cellular component: plasma membrane; desmosome. Gene Ontology annotation, biological process: homophilic cell-cell adhesion. The transcript has 17 exons.
AUGGACAGGUGUUUCCUAAAACUGAGGGAUCCUGAAAGAGCUCGUGAUUCCCUGGAGUCUGAGAGUUAUACCAGGCGAGUCAUCCACCUCCAAUACAUACAACAAGGGGACUUCAAAAAAGUUUGUGGAAAGUGGAAUCAAAUUGUGUCUUUGUCAUACAUAUUUUAAGUAGUCCUGGAAUUAAACAGUGAAUUUAUUGUUGAGGUAAAGGAAUUAGACAUUGAAAAUGGCACCACAAAAUGGCAAACUGUCAGAAGACAGAAGCGAGAGUGGAUCAAGUUUGCUGCCGCCUGCAGAGAGGGAGAGGACAACUCCAAGAGGAACCCGAUUGCCAGAAUCCGAUCUGACUGUGAAGUGAACCAGAAGAUUACAUACCGCAUUUCCGGAGCAGGGAUCGACCGACCACCUUACGGGGUGUUCACCAUUAACCCUCGCACAGGAGAAAUUAACAUCACUUCAGUGGUGGACAGAGAGAUAACCCCACUUUUCCUGAUCUAUUGCCGGGCUCUAAAUUCACGGGGUGAAGACCUGGAAAGACCUCUGGAGCUCAGAGUCAAAGUGAUGGACAUAAAUGAUAACGCUCCAGUUUUUACACAAAAUGUGUACAUGGCCAGCAUUGAAGAAAACAGUGAAGCCAAUUCACUGGUGGUAAAGUUAAGUGCCACAGAUGCAGAUGAAGACAAUCAUCUGAAUUCCAAAAUUGCCUACAAGAUCAUCUCUCAAGAGCCUGCAGGUGCACCAAUGUUCAUUCUGAACAGAUACACUGGAGAAGUCCGCACGAUGUCCAAUUUCCUUGACAGAGAGCAACACAGUAUGUACAACCUGCUUGUGAGGGGCUCAGAUCGGGAUGGAGCUUCCGAUGGACUCUCUUCAGAAUGUGACUGCAGAAUCAAGGUUUUAGAUGUCAACGACAAUUUCCCUGUCUUGGAGAAGACUUCGUAUUCAGCAAGUAUUGAAGAAAAUUGUUUAACUUCAGAACUGAUACGACUGCAAGCAAUUGAUCUUGAUGAAGAAGGCACUGAUAAUUGGUUGGCAAAAUAUUCAAUUCUCUCUGGAAAUGAUGGUGAAUGGUUUGACAUUCAAACAGACCCAAAGACGAAUGAAGGCAUUUUGAAAGUCGUCAAGAUGCUGGAUUACGAACAAGUACCUAAUAUUCAUCUUAGUAUUGGAGUUAAAAACCAAGCUGAUUUUCACCACUCAGUGGCUUCUCAAUUUCGAAUGCAGUCCACUCCUGUGAGAAUUCAGGUUGUUAAUGUGAGAGAAGGACCCAUAUUUCAUCCAAGUUCUAUGACUUUCAGUGUGCGGGAAGCAAAAACAGGAGAUUCCUUAUCAAAUUAUGUGCUUGGCACAUAUACAGCCAUAGACCUGGACACAGGAAAUCCUGCUACAAACGUCAGGUAUAUCAUAGGGCACGAUGCAGGCAACUGGUUAAAAAUUGAUUCAAGGACUGGUGAGAUACAGUUUUCCAGGGAAUUUGAUAAGAAGUCAAAAUAUAUUACCAAUGGGAUAUACACAGCAGAGAUCCUGGCUAUAGAUGAUGGUUCUGGGAAAACAGCUACAGGAACCAUCUGUAUCGAGGUUCCUGAUGUCAAUGAUUACUGCCCUGUAAUUUUUUCGGAAAGCAGAUAUGUCUGCACCACUUCUGCAUCGGUCAUCAUUUACGUUAGGGAUCAUUCUUAUGGUUCGCCCUUCACCUUCUGUGUUGUUGAUGAGCCGCCGGGAACAGCUGACUUGUGGGAUAUCAGAUCAGUAAAUGGUACCUCUGCGAUCCUUACAACUGAGCAGUUUGUAUCUCCGGGACCUGUCCAAAUCCCAAUCCUGGUUAAGGACAGCUUUAACAGAGCGUGUGAAUUGCCGCAAUACAUACAGUUACAGGCCUGCGAUUGUGACAACAACCUGUGUGUGUUCUCUAGCACCACAGGCAUCUACACUGAGGACAUCAGCUUAGUCACCAAUGAUAUGGAUGGGUCUGACUCUGAUGACCGGAUAGGGGCUUCCAAUGUUGGUAUGGGACCAGCGGGAAUUGGCAUGAUGGCUGUGGGCGCCUUACUACUGUUGUGUUCACCACUCUUGCUGCUUAUGUGUUGCUGCAAACGAAGGCAGCCAGAAGGGCUGGGGACACAGUUUGCUCCUGUGCCGGAGGGGGGAGAAGGUGUGAUGCAGUCUUGGAGAAUAGAAGGGGCGCAUCCCGAGGACAGGGAUGUGUCAAAUGUAUGUGUUCCCAUGACAGCCUCUAACACCCAGGAUCGCAUUGAUUCUUCUGAGAUUUACAACAAUACCUAUGCAGGCGGAGGAACAGUUGAAGGGGGAGUAUCAGGAGUGGAACUCAAUACAGGUCUUGGGACAGCUGCUGGCCUGGUGGCUGGAGGGGCAGUGGGCACCACAAGGAAGAGGAGCUCCACCAUGGGAACUCUGCGGGAAUAUGCAGACACUGGCGUGAACAUGGCUUUUCUGGACAGCUACUUCACAGAGAAAGCAUAUGCCUAUGCGGAUGAAGAUGAAGGUCGGCCUGCAAAUGACUGCUUGCUCAUUUAUGACCAUGAAGGAGUAGGCUCUCCUGUAGGCUCUAUUGGUUGUUGCAGUUGGAUUGUGGAUGACUUAGAUGAAAGCUACAUAGAAACCUUAGAUCCAAAAUUUAGGACUCUUGCUGAGAUCUGUUUAGAUACAGAAAUUGAACCCUUUCCUUCCCAUCAGGCUUGCAUACCUAUCAGUACUGACCUUCCUUUGCUCGGACCAAAUUAUUUUGUUAAUGAAUCUUCAGGAAUGAGUCUCUCAGAGGCUGAAUUCCAAGCAGAAAUGGCAGCAUCUGAACCCAUGAUUCAUGGGGAUAUCAUAGUGACUGAGACUUACACUACUGCUGAUCCAUGUGUACAACCCACUACAAUUGUCUUUGAUCCUCAGCUUGCACCCAACGUGGUAGUAACUGAAACAGUAAUGGCACCUGUGUAUGAUGUCCAAGGGAAUAUCUGCGUACCUGCUGAGUUAGCCAACACACACAAUGUGUACUAUGCUGAGAGGGUAUUAUCUAGUCCUGGUGUGACUGAUGUGAGCAGUAAUAGCGUGGCUGAGGAUUGUAUGAGACCUGUAAUGAGUGGCAGUAUUUUGGUAGGGCCAGAAAUUCAAGUGACACGAGUGGUGAGUCCAGACAUUCACAUUAGCCAAACCCUUGGCUCCACAUCUCCAAUGACAUCGCGACACAGAGUAACACGCUACAGUAACAUACAUUACUCCCAACAGUAA